Messenger RNA from Penicillium oxalicum, 615 nucleotides. RefSeq lists its product as uncharacterized. The transcript is spliced from 2 exons. The coding region runs from base 1 to 615 and encodes 204 amino acids. The record is from RefSeq and is a predicted model, not a curated record. Lineage: Eukaryota; Fungi; Ascomycota; Eurotiomycetes; Eurotiales; Aspergillaceae.
AUGUACUUCUCCAAGAUCAUCAUCUCCAUUGGCCUUCUGCUCUCCGUUGUCAAUGCGGCUCCAAGCUUCAUUCAGCGCCGCUCCGCCAUGCCAGCUCCGAGGAUCAUUGACCUCGGCAUCUCUGAUCUCGAUGCGGGAGAUUUGGAAAAGCGCGAGAUCAUUGACCUCGGCAUCACCGACGAUACUUCCAACGACUUCGAGAAGCGUUCCAGCAACUACGUCUCCAGCUGUGGUAGCAACUGGAUGCCCAUCGCGGACCAUGAUCACAAGUUGGGCUAUCGGUCCGCCGUGAAGGAGUUCUGCUAUCAUGUCACACACAGCUCCGACGGCCUCAACACCGUCAUUGGCCCUCAUCAGAAGCAUGCUAUCAUCAUUCAAGGUGGCUAUUAUCUGAAGGGUGACAUCCCCGCGGCCGUGAACUUCGAGAUUCACAACAAGCAGCGUGAUGGUAAUCACACGCCUAACCAGUCGGACUGCGAGACCUACUUGAUGAAGAUGGCCGAUCCCAACGCCUCUUGCUUUGGCCGGAUUAACAAGGACACCAAGGGCGGCACCUGGCAGAUUAACGGGGGUGCUGUCAGCUACCACGCUCUCCCCGAUGCUAGUUCUGCCUGA